Alosa sapidissima (American shad) is the source of this 3825-nucleotide messenger RNA. RefSeq names its product wingless-type MMTV integration site family, member 1 (gene wnt1). Gene Ontology annotation, cellular component: extracellular region. Bases 1314 to 2441 code for a protein of 375 amino acids. Gene Ontology annotation, biological process: neuron differentiation; canonical Wnt signaling pathway; cell fate commitment. Gene Ontology annotation, molecular function: cytokine activity; frizzled binding. The record is from RefSeq and is a predicted model, not a curated record. The transcript has 5 exons. Lineage: Eukaryota; Metazoa; Chordata; Actinopteri; Clupeiformes; Clupeidae.
AUGUGGCCCGUGCCAUCGCUCCGCUGGUCACAGCCUGCGUUCGAGGGAGGUCUGUUGUCCAGAUGUUGGAACGUUUUUUUAUUUUUUAUCUUUAUGCUCUCUUUUCUCUUCAGUGUCAUUCCUCAGACUCACUGAGCAAAUGGUACAUUUUACAGUCGUCAGUUCAUGAUUUCCCUCUUUUGGUAUCUAGUUUUAACCCUAAAUGCAAAACAAAGUUAAAUCAGUAAUUAAAAAACUAGUGUAUUGGGGUUUGAUACAUUUAUAUUGGUCUUGCAUGUCCUGACCACACAUCCUGUUUUAGUACAAAUUUAAACUCGAGGUUGUUUUUAUGGGGUUGUCUUAUUGUUGAAAACCAGCCACAAAUGUGUGCGUGUAAACUGACAUGUGUGUGUAUACUGACGUGUUUGUCAAAGACCAUGGAUGAAAAAAAAACGAUUUUCGCAGUGUAAACUGGGACCGGGCAGGAGAGAAAUUUGGUCAUUCGUUUGCAUGCGUAAAGACAUUGGUUUUAGCUAGAGAAAGAGGGAGGAGACGCGGUUAAGGGAGUAAUCCAACCACUCCGGGUAAAAAGGACAGAUUAGAUGUUUCAUAUUCCGCCGUUACUGUACUGUGCCGAGACACCAACUGCGCGCAAGGCAUUGGAACGACAUCCUGUGUGCACACCCACAACCAUGCACACAUUUUUUUCCCGGAGGAAUAAAUUCACUUGAUACAUUGUAGCCAAUGUGGAAGAGUUAAGACGGAAUCACGGUUUCUCAAAAGAGCAAAUUCAUUUAUCCAUAGAAGAUCAGUGGAUUUUUUUGUACAACUGAUUGACGACCGACUUCCUGAGUAAUAUGUUCAACUUGCUUGGUGGAUCCUGUUCUUUCCCUCCUCAUUCUCCUCUAUCCCUCUGUUCAUUUUUUGUUUUCUUUAUUCAUUGUACCCUAUGAGGAGAAUUAACCUAUCCCUCCUUUCAAUCCUAUUCAAAAGCGGCAGGGAAAAAACAGAGGGAGAUGGGAGCAGCAAAUCCCUUUUUUAUUCCACUUGUUGCGCUCAAUAAGUGAAGAAUGUGUCGCCUAUCAGUCACCGAGGGGAUCAAGUCUACAGGACGAUCCCACGCGAUCAAUGGCUUGUACAGAGCAUCAGUGAGAUAGAGAGAGAGAGGCAGACAGGAGAAGCGGCAGCAGCAGCAGCAGCAGCAGCAGCAGCGGCAGCAUCCCUCCUGAGACCUCUGGUUAGAGCCGAAGAUUCUCUGACUCGCACGCUUUGAAGCAUUUUACCACUUUUUCUGCAUAUGCGGACAAUUUCCUUCGUUUGAAGAUUUUUUUGGAAUGUGGAGUGAUAUCAUGCGUAUACUCGCACUGCUCCUCGGGGUUAAAGCCGCUUGCGUCCUGCUGGUCUCAUCGGUCCCUGGCACGGGAGCGGUUAACAAUAGCGGCCGAUGGUGGGGGAUUGUGAAUGUUGCCUCCUCAGCCAACCUCCUCACCAACUCCAAAAAUGUGCAGUUGGUCCUGGACCCCAGCCUGGCUCUGCUCAGUCGUCGCCAGCGCAGGCUGAUUCGGCAGAACCCUGGCAUCCUCCAUGCCAUCGUAGCGGGCCUGCACACGGCCAUGAAGGAAUGCAAGUGGCAGUUCCGCAACCGCCGCUGGAACUGCCCCACCACCCACAGUCCCACCGUCUUCGGCAAAAUAGUCAAUCGAGGUUGCCGAGAGACGGCGUUUGUGUUUGCCAUCACGAGCGCGGGCGUGACUCACGCGGUGGCGCGCUCCUGCUCCGAGGGGGCCAUCGAGUCGUGCACCUGCGACUACCGACGCCGCGGCCCCGGGGGCACCGACUGGCACUGGGGCGGGUGCAGCGACAACGUGGACUUCGGUAGGAUGUUCGGCCGCGAGUUUGUGGACGCCAGCGAGAGGGGCCGGGACCUGCGCUACCUCACUAAUCUGCACAACAACGAGGCCGGGCGACUGACGGUGUCCUCAGAGAUGCGGCAGGAGUGCAAGUGCCACGGGAUGUCCGGCUCCUGCACCAUCCGCACCUGCUGGAUGCGGCUCCCUAGCUUUCGGACGGUCGGCGACAUCCUCAAGGACCGCUUCGACGGCGCCUCCCGCGUGGUCUAUGCCAACAAGGGCAGCAACCGGGCCUCGCACCGGGCUGAGCCACGCCACCUGGAGCCCGAGAACCCAGCGCACAAGCCACCCUCGGCCCGCGACCUGGUCUACUUCGAGAAGUCACCCAACUUCUGCUCGCAUGGCGGCAAGACGGGCGUACACGUCACCUCGGGCCGGACAUGCAACAGCUCGUCGCCGGGGCUGGACGGCUGUGAGCUGCUCUGCUGUGGCCGGGGCUACAAGACCCACACGGAGAAGGUGACGGAGAGGUGCCACUGCACCUUCCACUGGUGCUGCCACGUCAGCUGCCUCAACUGCACCAGCACCCAAACUCUGCACCAGUGUCUCUGAUCAGAGCUGGAGUCGAGAGGAGAUGAACAAUAGCGGCUAGUGCUGUGCUCUGAUGUCCAACAACCUGGAACAGGACUAUGGGUUGUAUAUUUAAAAGGUUACAUUGAGUAGAUUAAGUCAAUGGUUUUGAGGUAGAAACUGGGUGACUGUCAAUAGUGCAACGGAAAAAAAAACUAUUCAGCCAGGUUGUGGGUAAUCACAAGUGGAAGCAUUCACAAGAGUGUGUGCUUACGGAAAAACAGGAAGAGGUCUUUUUUGGAAUUGACUUAUAUUUUGGGUUGAGAAGAGCUGUUGUGUUUAUCCAAUCUUAUCGGGUUAUUCUCAGUUUGCAUGCCCAUUAUUGUGAGGGAAUUUCAUGCGGUUAUAAUCAACAGGAGAUGUACAAAGUUUUCUCCAGCAACAAGCGCGCCUUACACUUUAUCAUAUCCGUGUCAUAGAGGCAAGAAUGCAUUUCCUAGACAGACUGAUUGAUAUGACCAUUUCCUAGACUACUGUGUGGCUUUCUCGGCCCACUGGAAAUGAUUAAAUGCUUGCUUCAACUUCCCAACUGCUCUUAUCAAGCCAAAAAAGGGAUGAGAACCACUAUGUAUAUUAAGGUGCUCCAAGACCAGGGUAGGGAGAGACAGGGUACUCGAGGGAUGGGCAGGGCAGAACGGGUCUAACUCUAAAAACAGUCUGAGGCAAAACUCUCUCCUCGUCCUGUUUGUCUUCAUACCAGCCGUCGUUUUUACACCCCCUCUCCCCAAGUGUCUGAUAGUUUGGGCAGACCAAAAAAAAAAAAAGAAAAAAAUCUAAAACUGGAGGGGAAAAACUGGACACAAUGUCUGACAGAUGUUUCUGUGGCCACAGAGCCACAAGCAUGUUCUCUUACUCUGACGUAAGAAACUCGCGCAAGACGGCAGUUAUUUAAGUUAUCUGUGAUUUGUUUUCUUUUGCUGCAGUUCUUCAAUUCUCACAUAAAACUGUGUGAAGUGCAUCUCCCGGGAAGCGCUGUCAUCUGCCCGGCUAAUAGGCUGGGAAGCUGCACAGCUUGGCCAGCCUCUUCUGUUUCCCCAUUCCAGCAGGCCAUCUUUGUGUAGGGUCCUCUCUUAUGGGAGCUGUUUCUAAUGCGUCUUAUCCAUCUCAGUAUUUAGCAUGCUGUGGCACCAGACCCAGACGGGGCACGGUGGACAAGCUUCCCUUAUACGCAAACAAACAAGAGACAAAUCUAAAAUGGAACUUAGACUUUAACAAUAAAAUGAAAUCAUUUGAAUGUAGUUUAAAUACACUGAACACACUGUAGCGACAAAUUCAUAUAGAGUUUAGAUUGGUGGUAUGGUUGGGCUAUAUCUAUGGCGAGAUAAUGGAGAGUGAGCGUAGUAUGUCUGAGUCAUUAGGUAAACAG